GAAACACCAAAGGUUUCGAGCUGCAGGAUGUUUUCUGAGGUAAAGUGAUUAUUCAAAUGUAUUUUCUUCUAAAAAUAGAAUUACUUCAACCUGGUAGAACACAAAAACCAAAAUGUCUUGGUCUAAUUCUAAAUGCAAAAUUGUCUUUGGAGCAAAUUAAAUGUAAGUGUCUAGUUAGGUUUUAGUUUUCAGCACUAAAGACAGAUUUAGACAAAACUUCCAGCUGACCGUUCAAGAUAUGUCGAUGGCACAGAGAACAGACUCCUGUGGGACGACCGGAGAAAGGAGUCAAACAAAUCAGGUGUCAUUUACUCCUGAAUUCACCAAGAUGCUGACAAAAAGCAGUCCGCACUUUGGUGCUUUGAGUCAUCACUCAUUCUUCUCCCGGCACAACCCUCAUCCACACAGGGUCAGACAUAUUCAAGGACUCAAUGGUAGACCUGUUUGCAUGGUGAGAGAUGAUUGGUUUGUCACCUCAUCAUUAUUUCCUCAUCCACUUCUCAAAAGCCACGUCUUCAAGAAAGCCACUGGUCCAUCACUUGAUUUUCCACUCGCACACAACCUUAAUGUAGUCAGUAGUAACAAAAUCAAAUCAGCACAAUUUUCAGAGGCCUGGAGGGAUGAACUUAAAGACCUUGCUGCAAAAGUCAGCUUGUCUUCCGAAGCGGGAAAAGACAAAAAACCGGAGGAAGAAUUUGUCCGCCGAAAGACCCAAUAUUCAGCUGAAACCGGGAGAAUUGUCCCUCCAUCCACUAACUCUUACCAACGCAGAACCCAUUCCCAGCGCAUGAUGUAUCCUCAGCCUCUCCAUGAUCAAGAACUCAUGGUGUUUGAGCUGCUCUGUCAGAUCCUGCAGACAGACUCCCUGUCCACGGUCCAGCAGUGGCUUCUGCUUGCAGGACAAAGAGAGAAGGACCUGGUGAUGGGGAUGAUCAGGCAGGCUCUGGACGGAGUCGACCUCUCGGCCCACCCACAAAGGAGCUUCCAGCAGCUCCAGGCUUUUCAUCCUGGUGCAUCUCCGGUGGUGUACGGUCCAUCGUGUGAUCAGUCGUGGAGAAAACCUCAGAGAACGAGCUCAUACAGAAGGAACCAAACCUUCAGCGUGGAGAAACCAGAGAGGAUUGGAGAAGCAGAGGUCCUUGAAGUCCACGCUGAAACUCAAAAUAAUCUUCAAGAUCCUCCACUUGAGCACACAGGGAGUGUUUAGUUUCCUGAUUUUCACCGUACUGAUAACUUAAUUCUGGUUUCCUUAUAAUGAGUAUUGUUUGGUUUCUUUGUUUUUAUGUUUAUGGAAAAAUAUAUAAUAGGCUCUCAUUUUUCAUUUUUGCUUUGUUACUUGAAACCAUGGACAAUGUAAUGAGUUCUCCAGAUGUAUUUUGUAAUUUAAUUAUACAACAUACUGUACAAUAGGAAGGAUAGUGUAACAUAGUACUGUGGAGGAUGUUUCAUAAUUGUAUCAUCAUCUGGUAAUACUGAGAAUAAUUUUCAAGAUCAUCCACUUCUGAACGCAGUAUAGUUUUUGUUUUCUCAAUCUUUUAUUGUAGUGUUCUGUAUUAUGGUUUCAUUAUUAUGAGAAUUGAGUGGUUAGCUUGUUUAGUGUUAUCUUGGUGAAUUAUGUUUUCCUUUGCGUAUUUGUUUUUGUUUUGCUGAUGUUUCUCAGAAUGCGAGCUGCUUUAUUGAGAAGUUUCAGACUUAUUUUACAAAUGAAUAACGAAUAUACUGUACGAUAGGGGAGAUAGUAUUACAUAAUGCUGUAGGUUUGAUUUGUUUUAAUUAUAUAUCAGUUGUCAGGUGGAUCAAGUGUAACCUGUUCAGUGUAGGGAUAUAAAACUUGAACGUUGAUAGUAAGUAUAUUCCUGGCUUUAAGUGUGAAAAAAGGAACACAAUACACACAUCGUUUCACCUUGGUCAGAGAAAGUCCUCUAAGUUCCUAAAAUGCAACAUACUUAGUGUGAGAGAAUAUUUUAAUCCGAUCUCUUUGUGUCUUGAGUUUCUCAGCGUUUCUGAGAAACUGUUGAUCACAAAGAUGUACUUUUCGUUAAGUCGCAUAUACUCCAGCUUGGAAUAUGAGGAGGACAAAGGUCAAGAGGUCCUCUGACUUCCUGGGGGUGAGGGGUUUGGGCACAUGAGGAGUUGCAAUACAAAGGUGCCUUUGUUCCGAUGUCUGGUAAUGAUUAUGGUAGGAAAGGCGGGAAUAUAGGUCCCUCCUCUUUUCUCUGUAUAGAUCUGUGUUUCUGCCUUUGUCUUCAGAGUUCGCUAGGUGGUUUCACAUGUAAACUGUGAUAUACUUUGUGAUCUCUCCGGCCGUAUACUCUCAAUAAAUAACAGUGUUUGACUAAA
This is a messenger RNA of Gymnodraco acuticeps, 2340 nucleotides long. RefSeq names its product thymus, brain and testes associated (gene tbata). NCBI's taxonomy places the organism in Eukaryota, Metazoa, Chordata, Actinopteri, Perciformes, Bathydraconidae. The record is from RefSeq and is a predicted model, not a curated record. The transcript has 8 exons. The coding region runs from base 239 to 1207 and encodes 322 amino acids.